CUCCAGCGCGCUGGCUGCGGCGCACGCGCAGUACUGCGCUCCAUCUUUCUAUCCCAACAAGCCCGGGGAAGGAGCAGCAGCGGCGGCCCCGCUUGUUGACGGAGUGUCGUUUUAUUUUUAUGCUCUAAAGGGACCAGAGCUCGUUCUGACGGGCCGAGAGCCACCGCGUCACCGUCCUCGGCUUCCGAGGACCUGCGGAGGGACGGAGGAGCUGUAGAGCUGUGGCUCCGGGUCGGUAUUGUGUCGAGGAGGAGGGUCGGGGGGAAGAGCCGCGCUCGGUCCGUCCGCUGGUCGCCCCUCGGCCCCGGAGCCCUGGAGCCUGCGGUGUCUGGCUCCUCCUGGGUUCCCGCUUCGGAUACAUUUUUCAAUUUGGGGGAAAGCAAGAAAGAGAAAGUUGCAGCCUUCUCUGCUGCUGGGCGCCGAGGGGCCGCGGUCGCGGUGGCUUCGUCGUGUCUCUCACUCUCAGCCUGCCAGGUAGGAGGUCAUGAGAAGAGAGUGACACAGACUGCUGUACACAGCCCAGCCUUGAGCUGAAAGGUCAAAGGCAAUGAGAACCUCCGCAGAUGUGGAACGGGGAAUCAUUGCCUCGUGCUUGGAACUUCAGAGAUGAAUGUUCACCAAGACCAUCAGCAGAGGCUCUGUCGCUUCGGACGUAGCCCUCCACUUUGACAGAAGCAGUCAGGACCAUUUCCCCGAGCUCAGAGAUAUGAAUCAUGCAUUUUCGGGUAGGGGACCACAGCUGAUCUCAUCUAUGUAGGGCCUGUCAGUUGCCCACCUCCCCAAGUCCCUUCAACCCUGUCUGCUUCUACUGAGAAGACAAUGAUAGGAAGGCCUUUUGGCCCUUAGAGGCGGACCAUGAUGAAGGAGCGUGGAGGCCCGGUUCCGCAGUGAGCCUGCUUGCAUCAUCCCCUGCCCCUUUUCCCCGGCCCAGCUCCUUUUCCCUCAUACCUGGACUCAUCCCGUGCAACCCAGCAUACGGGUCUGAGUGCAACGCUGGGUCGGUGCACACAGCCUCUGUUCCCAAGACCAGGAUGACAUGUUCUGUGGACACUGCCGGACGAGGGGUUGUGUGCGGAAAGUGAACCAUGAAUGGAGCACAAGAGUGCGAGGGCAGGGACAAGGAGGGCCAACCUCCUGCUGCCCAGGUGCCCAUUGGCUGGCGCCGGGAGGUGGGUCCCAGCAGAGUCGUCUACAUAAGCCCCAGUGGCUCAGUCCUCUCCUGUCUGGAGCAGGUAAAGACCUACCUGUUGACUGAUGGCACCUGCAAAUGUGGUCUGGAAUGUCCCCUCAUCCUGCACAAGGUGUUCAACUUUGACCCUGGAGCUGUCGUCAAGCACAGAACGGCAGAGGAUGCCAGAGCCGACGAGGACGUCACCAAGCUGUGCAUCCACAAGAGGAAGAUCAUUGCUGUGGCCACCCUGCACAGAAGCAUGGAAGUGCCACGGCCAUCGCUUGUUCUGACUAGCCCUGGGGGUGGCACAAGUGUGGCACCAGCAGUCACUGUGCGCUCUGUAACUCCACGAGGAGCAAUAAGGAAUAAGCUGCCAGACGGACCGAACUCGAUUCCUCCAGAAUGCAGGAACCCCUUCAAGGCCAUGAUGGUAGGACAGCGGCCCUACCAGUUGGACCAGAACUUGGCCCAGCAGACGGAGCUCCACUUGAGCCACCCCAGGCAGCGGCUGGGCAGUGGUGAGCAUGGCCAGAGGUCACCAUAUCGCGUGGGGCAUAGCGGCCUGCUGAGUCCCACCUCAUCCGGCUCACUGACAUAUGGGGAUGGCUCUCCCUCACCCAGGAACGAUACCUUGGGAAGCCCUGAGGUCUUUACCAGAGCUCACGCUGGCGGUUUCCAUGGGGCCGGCAGCCCUGGCUCUGCCCACGGCAACCACAGGACACCGCUGUCUCCGCAUGGCAUUCUACUUCAUGGCUCCCCCGUCUCCCAGCUAUCCUGCGCCAUGGCAGGAAGGACUAAUGUGCCCCUCUCCCCCACACACACCGCAAAGAGCCCUGUCAUGAAAAAGCCCAUGUGCAGCUUUGGCAUGGACGCUAUCCGAGUCGGAUUCCACCCCCCACCCCCGCCGCCGCUGCCCCCAUCCUGCGCCCUCAAGACAAAGCAGGUGACCUCAGAGAAAGACCCCCUGGGCAUCCUGGAUCCCAUCCCCAGCAAGCCACUCAGCCAGAGCCCCAUGGUGAUGAAUCCUCCUAGUUUCCAACCCAGCGUCCAUCCUCAGGUACCAGUGAUGAAUGUAAACAUCCCCCCCGCCGUUGUUCCUCUGCCAAGCAACCUCCCCUUGCCGACGGUGAAGCCGGGACCCAUCAGCCACGGAGGGCAUUCGCAGAGGCUUCAGCACUCGACAGCAACAUCAUCCGUUCCUCUUUCUCCAGUCACCUCGCCGGUGCAUGUGGCAGCCCCCACUGUGAGCAGAAUGGAAGCCUCACCUCAGAGGUCCCGCUCAUCCUCCACAUCCUCCGACCAUGGGAGUUUUGCCAUGCCUUUGGGGCCUCAGGCAUCCUGUGGCAACAUGAAGCCCCUUCCCAGGUCUCCCAGGUCCUCAGUGGCAUCUCCACGGCCCUCCAUGCCUUCCAGCCCUUCCGCCAAACCCGAUGGCCUCCACCCUUACAAAGAGCUGCUUGGCACUGUGCCCCAGCAUGGCACAGGGACUGGGAAUGUGCCCCCCAAGGCCCACCCUGGUCUGCUGGGCAUGCCGCUCAAUCAGAUCUUCAGUCAGCAUAACUCUGCCUCCUUUCCUGCCAGCAUUCUCCUGUCAGCAGCAGCCAAAGCACAGUUGGCCAAUCAGAGUAAGCUUACGGGUGGCACUAAUGGCAACAGUGCCCAUCCGGGGAGCAUGGAUGGUCACAGCACCUUGCCUCCAGUGUUCACGCUGGGCCCUGCGCUGCCCGCCAUGACAGAGGGUCAGAGCGGACGGGCUGCCCUUCGGGACAAGCUCAUGGCUCAGCAGCGGGAGCUCCUGCGGAAGCGCCAGCAGGCUGGGGGUGACCCUGGAAGCACGGCCUUUACCAUGGCACCCCCAGAGCACCCCAGAGCAACGCCACGGCCGACAGGUUUCCACCCUGCCACCUCCAUGGCUCAGCUGCUUCAGUCUAUCAGCUCCCAGAGCUCCCAGUUAGCAGGGAAUGGUGGGCCAAGAGCUUCUGACCCAGUGCACUUCAGCGAACGAGCCGCCUCCCACAGACACAGCCUACAGGGCCUGCAAGUGCCACAGAGACUCCAAAGCACGGGCAAUGGUCAGCACUGUCUGCCCAGCACGGACACCUUCCAGGGGCCCUUCCUAGGGGUCAGCGGCCACAUGCAGGUCUCCUCGGUGGCUGGCUGCAGGCCACAGGGACCAGAUGGCCUCCUGGGAACCCCAGCACCAGACAACCCUGGCCCCCACAUUCAGCAGAUCUCUACCAGUUAUCAUCACCAGAUACAGAGCCACCUUCACUCCAGGGGAGGAGCCACACCGGCACCCGUAGCCAACGGGGACGUCUACGCCCAGACGGGCUCUGAGCAAGGCGACACCUCCUCGCUGACCUGCAGCCUGACUGACCCACAGCUGAGACACCUCCAGACAAUGGUCCACAACGGCCACGUACUCCCGCAGCCCAGCCAGGGGCCGUCGGGGGGCCACAGGCACCCUGGAUUGCAGAGCACGCAACACUUCCUGGUCAGCUCCUCCACUAAACCAGUGGGUGGCGUCUUCCAGAACUUCCAGGUGAGUAUGGCAGACAGCACUUCAGUCCACAACAAGCAGCUGAGCACUCAACUCCGUGUGACAUCGCGUCCCGAGUCCAUGGGGGUGGUGAUGUACCCCCCGUUUCCAGAGGACCCAUGCAAGUUGCAGUCAGGAGCAGCACCGGUGGAGAACAAGCCGGGGGAGAAUGUGUACACUAUCUAUAGGACAGCAAAGAGCAGCGCGCAGGCAAGCCUGGUCCCGACACUUAGCACCAUGAGCGCCUUUGCUGCUUCCACGGGCAAACCAGUCAACCUCCCACAUACCGUCAUCCACAGCCACCGGGGGCCGCUCCAGGAUGGGGAGCCUCUGUCACAGUCCACCCCCCACCCUCCCACCCUGAGCAACCACCUUUACCAGAACUCAGAGCAGGGCAGUAGUACGCCAGAGGGGGCAGAGCCCCGAGACUGCUUCCUCUCCCCCGGUCGCAGGACCCCCAACGGUCCGCCCCCAUGGCGCAGUGAAGAGUACCUAGAGUGCUCAGCCCAUGUACGGGCCAGCCCCCACUCUGAGCCCGCCCACGAGAGCCUUUGCUUCAACAGCUGCCAGCACACAGUGCUCAGCUCCAAGGAACGGCCACAGCAGACACCGGAGCGCUGUACCCAUGUGAAUGGAGCCCCCCCACCCCUGUUCCCCCCACAGGGCCCCCCCAGGCAGGAGCUGCCUGCAGAUGACCAGUCCCCCAGCUCCUCCACAAGCCUGGAGGGUCCCCUCGCAAAGGAUUACAGCCACUACAAUGGCUGCGCGCCCAGCCCAUCCGACACCAAGAGCCUGAGCAGCGAGGAGGACCUGCGGCAUCCUGACUCGCCGGCGUCCAGCGAACUGCUCCACUAUCGACCGCGGCUCUUUAACGUGGGCGACUUGGUAUGGGGCCAGAUCAAGGGCUUCCCGCCCUGGCCUGGCAAGCUGGCUGCCACGGGCCAGGGGUUCCAUCCCGGCAUGCAGGUCAUCCAGCAAGGCAAGGUGGAGCCAGAGAAGUUGAAGACACUAACGGAGGACCUGGAGGCACUGAACAGGGCCACCAUGAGGAACAUAAAAGGUGGGAAACUGAAUAAUCAUCUUGAGGCUGCUAUACAGGAGGCCAUGAGUGAGCUGGACAAAAUGUCAGCCAGUAUGCCAAGAGACAGACAGGUGAAACCCCCUAAACCCAAGAGGAGGAAGAUCUCCAGAUAACAUUGAAUGUUUUGGCCACUGGUCCAGUAUCUAGCUGUGGAACUGUGUGGAUACCGUGUCUUAACCGUUGUAGUGUUCUAACACUGACCUGUUGCUCAAACCCAACCCCAGGUGCUACAGUCAAGCAGUGAUACAGUAUUUUUCCAAGCCCCCCCCCUUUUGCCACCACCAAGACACAGACUGGCGGUGAAGAUGCUGGAUUAUCCAAUCAGAGACCUGUAAAAACAAUGAGUGAAAUUUGUCUACAGCUCACUAAAGAACUAUUUUUUUCUAUAAUACUAAGGCAAAGAGGACAAAAAAAUCAUGCAUAUGAUAAAAUACACAGUCCAAAUAUUUCUGAUAUGUUUUCAAUAUAUAUAAACAGUUCAGAAAUUUCAUGGUGAUAUUGGGAAGAAUUGUAAAUAAUGUACUAUACUGUCAUGUACAAGCAUUACCUGAUGCACACUAUCUUUUAUUGUACAAAAGAAAGCAGCAAAACGUACAAUUUUCUUUGGUUUUUUUUAUUCAGUACACAGUCGACAUAUUUACGGUCGUCAACGGGAACAUUAAUGGGGAAAAACGGUAGGCUAAAGCUUUUAUGUGACAGCGUUUCGUCAAAGUAUGAUUGCGUAACCCCUGGAUGAUGCCGUGCGCGUCGCACAAUAACUCUUCACCUAUGUGGCUCUAAACAGAACGAACUUUAUCAAGAGAUGGUGCUCCUGGGCUUCUCCUCGAAGGGAGUGCAGCGCGGGGAGGAGCGGGGCUGCGUUUCCACAUGUUCCGUGCAAGACAAAGGCCAGCAGGCUGCGUGCCGUCGGCUCCGUCCCUCUCACCUGUUGCUCAAGUGAGAUUAAAACCCAUUCAAACCUUUUUUCUUUUUUUUUUUUCCCGUUGCUGCUUCAAUACUUUCAAAAUGAUGUGCAAAAACUGCAGCUCACCUUACUAUCUUCAAAAAAAAAAAAAAAAGCCAUGCCGGGGUGAGAUUCCAAGAAAUGCAUUUUAAGUUAUUGUUUGGUUGUUUGUACAUUAAUAGAAAAUCUCUUAUUUUCCAUAAAUAUUUUUGAUACUACAAAUACCAAGUGGGUCAUUUGCAUAAAUAUAUAUGAGAGUUGGGAGCAUCAAAAAAAAAAAAAUCACAGAGCAGGUUAAGUUAGACAAAUAUGCCUAUUUUCUGACACCAAAUCAAAUGUUAAUCUUGGCCAUGGGACUGGACUGUGUCCUGUGUUAGCAGUGCACAUGAUCACAAAAAGGGCAAACCAUUAAAAUGAGCUACUACGAAACGUGUGCUGGUAUUAUAUGACAUUUACCAAAAUAAAUGUCAUAUUGUAAGCCUAUAGAGAUGCAGGAGGUGUGUGUUUGUGUGUGUAUAUAUGAAAGGAAAAAUAAAUUAUUCUCAAGGUUGUAACUGCCCUGGUGACAGUUUACCCCACCGUUGGAAUUUUCAGUAAAUGAUUUUAAUACGAUGAUAUAUAUAACCUGCAGGUCAACUUUGUUUCUUUUGUCUUUGAAAAUGAAAUGGUUCUAAUUUAUCCAGUAAAAGAAAAUAUGUUUGAUUUUAACUCAAGCUGUCAAUGCUUUCAGUGGUUUUACUUUUUUCCAAUUGGGGCCUUAUUUUUGUUGUUUUUGUUCUUUCUGUUGUUUCUGUGGUAAAUUAUUAAUGUAUGCCAUAUUUAUUUGUAGUUGAAUUAUUAUAGCUGGCAAUAAUACUAAUAUGAGUUGUAAACUCUGACAAGCCUUAGAGUAUAAACAUAUAUAUUUUUCUCUUGUACAGGAGUAAUAGCCUCUUAUUGAGUUAGCAGUUAACAG
Molecule: messenger RNA, 6689 nt
Organism: Scleropages formosus (Asian bonytongue)
Lineage: Eukaryota; Metazoa; Chordata; Actinopteri; Osteoglossiformes; Osteoglossidae
Product: methyl-CpG-binding domain protein 5-like
Exons: 10
Coding region: 1086-4904 (1272 amino acids)
Cellular component (GO): chromocenter; nucleus
Molecular function (GO): DNA binding; chromatin binding
Source: RefSeq, a predicted model, not a curated record